Messenger RNA from Mastomys coucha (southern multimammate mouse), 3538 nucleotides. It is a transcript of the gene Abcd3, whose product is annotated as ATP binding cassette subfamily D member 3. The coding region runs from base 258 to 2237 and encodes 659 amino acids. Gene Ontology annotation, biological process: peroxisome organization; very long-chain fatty acid catabolic process; fatty acid beta-oxidation. Gene Ontology annotation, molecular function: ATP hydrolysis activity; long-chain fatty acid transmembrane transporter activity; ATP binding. The transcript is spliced from 23 exons. The record is from RefSeq and is a predicted model, not a curated record. Gene Ontology annotation, cellular component: peroxisomal membrane; peroxisome. Lineage: Eukaryota; Metazoa; Chordata; Mammalia; Rodentia; Muridae.
GGGGGUCCGCGCGUGCGCAGAGCGUUCCCCGGGGCGGGGGGGCGAACCUUUCGAUCGCCCCGCGGCCGCGCGCGCGCCCGAGCAGCUAAAGUCCGCGGUGGGCUCGGCGCGGCGGCGCGCGCCAGGGGGCGUUCCCGCGCGGCCGGCCCCGCCCUCUCUCGGCGCUGAGCUAUCCUCCCAGUUUCCCCCGCGGUUCCUGCACUGAGGUUGUCGCCGGCGCGUCCCCUAUCCCGCGGCUCGCUAGCCCUGCCGGUGCCAUGGCGGCCUUCAGCAAGUACUUGACGGCGCGGAACUCCUCGCUGGCGGGGGCCGCGUUCCUGCUGCUCUGCCUACUCCAUAAGCGGCGUCGUGCCCUCGGCCUGCACGGUAAGAAAAGUGGAAAACCGCCAUUACAGAAUAAUGAGAAAGAAGUAAAGAAAGAGCGGGCUGUGGUGGACAAAGUGUUUUUAUCAAGGCUCUCACAGAUCCUAAAAAUUAUGGUACCUAGAACAUUUUGUAAAGAGACAGGCUACUUGGUGCUGAUUGCUGUUAUGCUGGUGUCUCGAACAUACUGUGAUGUCUGGAUGAUUCAAAAUGGGACGCUGAUUGAAAGUGGCAUCAUUGGUCGUAGCAACAAGGAUUUCAAGAGAUACUUGUUCAACUUCAUCGCUGCCAUGCCUCUUAUCUCUCUGGUUAACAACUUCUUGAAGUAUGGGUUAAAUGAGCUCAAACUGUGCUUCCGAGUAAGGCUCACUAGGUACCUCUAUGAGGAGUAUCUCCAAGCUUUCACCUAUUAUAAAAUGGGCAACCUGGAUAACAGAAUAGCAAAUCCAGACCAGCUGCUUACACAGGAUGUAGAAAAAUUUUGUAACAGUGUAGUUGAUCUGUAUUCAAAUCUUAGUAAGCCAUUUUUAGACAUAGUUUUAUAUAUUUUCAAGUUAACAAGUGCAAUUGGAGCUCAGGGCCCCGCAAGCAUGAUGGCCUACUUGCUUGUUUCUGGGCUAUUCCUAACUCGGCUCAGAAGACCCAUUGGUAAGAUGACAAUUAUGGAGCAGAAGUACGAAGGAGAAUACAGAUAUGUUAAUUCACGGCUUAUCACUAAUAGUGAAGAAAUUGCCUUUUACAAUGGGAAUAAACGAGAAAAGCAGACAAUCCACUCAGUCUUCCGAAAAUUGGUGGAACACCUGCAUAAUUUCAUCUUCUUCCGGUUUUCUAUGGGUUUCAUUGAUAGCAUCAUUGCCAAAUAUGUUGCCACUGUAGUCGGGUACCUGGUUGUCAGUCGCCCGUUCCUAGAUCUGGCACAUCCUCGCCAUCUUCACAGUACACAUUCGGAGCUGCUAGAGGAUUACUACCAAAGUGGAAGAAUGCUUUUGAGAAUGUCUCAAGCUUUGGGUCGUAUAGUUUUGGCUGGCCGUGAAAUGACUAGAUUGGCUGGUUUUACGGCUCGGAUUACAGAAUUAAUGCAAGUACUAAAGGAUUUAAAUCAUGGCAAAUAUGAACGUACAAUGGUGUCACAACAGGAGAAGGGUAUUGAAGGAGCACAAGCUGGUCCCUUGAUACCUGGUGCUGGAGAAAUCAUCAAUACAGACAACAUUAUAAAGUUUGAUCAUGUUCCUUUAGCAACACCAAAUGGCGAUAUCUUGAUCCAAGACCUUAGUUUUGAAGUUCGAUCUGGGGCCAAUGUUCUCAUUUGUGGUCCAAAUGGCUGUGGAAAGAGUUCCCUCUUCCGUGUUCUUGGUGAAUUAUGGCCUCUUUUUGGAGGACGUCUUACUAAACCUGAGAGAGGAAAGUUAUUUUAUGUUCCUCAGCGACCCUAUAUGACCCUGGGAACACUGAGAGACCAAGUAAUCUAUCCAGAUGGGAAGGAGGAUCAGAAGAAGAGAGGGAUCUCUGAUCAGGUGCUGAAGGAGUACUUGGACAACGUGCAGUUGGGUCACAUCCUUGAGCGAGAAGGCGGCUGGGACAGUGUUCAGGACUGGAUGGAUGUGCUCAGCGGAGGAGAAAAACAAAGAAUGGCGAUGGCAAGAUUGUUUUAUCACAAACCCCAGUUUGCCAUUUUGGAUGAAUGCACAAGUGCGGUUAGUGUGGAUGUGGAGGACUACAUUUACAGUCACUGUCGAAAGGUUGGCAUCACCCUCUUUACUGUAUCACACAGAAAAUCCCUUUGGAAACACCAUGAGUACUACCUGCAUAUGGAUGGUAGAGGCAACUAUGAGUUCAAAAAGAUCACAGAAGAUACGGUUGAGUUCGGAUCAUAGAGACCAUCUCGAGAGCUUCACCUGCUUCAAAACGAGAUAACAAACAGAAUGCAUUUGUAAAUGCAACGUGCGUUGUAAAAUAAAGUUACGCUUGUUUUUUUUAAAAAAACAAAGCAACAAAUUGACUAGAUAUAGGAUAAUUGAAACAUGUUAAAACAUUUAAUAUUGUAUAGGAUAUUGCUAAUUGUGUAUAUGUCGGUUUAAUUAUUAAUUAUGUACUAAGAAUGUCCUUAUUCUUGUGGUUAAAAAACCUGCCUGAAUUAAAUUGGGCUUCAAUCAGUGUAACCUGAUUCAUCCUGGGAUGUAAACCAUUUGAAGUCAGCUAAUUUGACUUUUAUGGCUCUGUCUUGUUCUUUAAUGAAGAACCCUAUUUAAAACUGGGGUCCUAGCUGUUCUAUUCUAACAAUGUAGUCUUGAGUUUCAUUUCUUGUGCCCCAUGGUAGUGGGAACCAAACCAAUCACAAUGUUUUAUUGAAACAUAUUCCAUCAUUACAGGAAUAAUAGCAUUUAUUACACAGUGGCGGAUUUCUUUAGCUGCUACAUUUAUUCUCAUUCCUCACACUUGCCUUGAAGUGCAUUGGACUCCAGGAGAGCCAUUUGGAUUUUCUUCAGCUAAACAAUAAGUGUACCUGUCUCAGUCUGUUGGACUGAGUCGUUUUGAAGGUUCUCGUGAUGUACAACAGAGUGUAUGCAGUUGUGCUUACAGCCUGUGGUUAUUACACGUUGUACCAGUCUUACCAGUGUUUGGAAUGUUCAGACACAACCCUCCUGUGUGAAGCUCAAGGUCUUAGGAGAAUUUUGAAUUUUGUGAAGAGAUGGUCAGCCUCAUCAGAAGUGUGGUUGUGUAAAUGGUGAGCGCCAUGUGACUGUAGGUGCACUAACUGAAGUCAUGUACUGAGCAUGCAACGCCACCGCCCUCCUUGACUGUGGUUUCAGUUUGUAAAACUGCUGAGCAUUAUCAUAAACAUGGGCGGAUGACAUUUCCUAGGAACUGUCUCUGACUCCGGGACAACUGCUUCUGGAUCAGCUCUGGCUCCCAGGAACCAUUAGUGACUAACGGUGGUCUCCACAAAGGAGGGCUGAGAGCGGAUGUGAUGAUCAUAAGUAGUCGUGAAAUCAGUUUGAUUGAGUGGGCUCUGACAGGGGCGUUUGAUGGUCUUGUUUCUUCAUAACUCAAUCACUAGCUACCAAGAUAACCCUGAUGUAUUGAUUCCAUAAAUACAUCACAUUUUCUACCAUGUCUCCUCAGUAAACUUGUGUACUUAUUUUCUGUUCAGAUUAAAAAAAAAUGAUAACCUCCA